This is a messenger RNA of Rana temporaria (common frog), 2303 nucleotides long. It is a transcript of the gene GDPD4, whose product is annotated as glycerophosphodiester phosphodiesterase domain containing 4. The record is from RefSeq and is a predicted model, not a curated record. The transcript is spliced from 16 exons. NCBI's taxonomy places the organism in Eukaryota, Metazoa, Chordata, Amphibia, Anura, Ranidae. Gene Ontology annotation, molecular function: glycerophosphodiester phosphodiesterase activity. Gene Ontology annotation, cellular component: membrane. Gene Ontology annotation, biological process: lipid metabolic process. The coding region runs from base 128 to 1939 and encodes 603 amino acids.
UGUGCUCUGUAAUAAUCUACAAUUACAGCCCAGGCUGCCUCCAGUCUCUGCCAGCUCUGCUGCGAUCAGCGUCUGCACUCCGGAGGAUCCCAGGUACAGGUCACAGGGAUGAUAUGAGGCUCUACAGAUGGGGGUUUCGUCCACCAACCUUCGCAGGUUGAGGCUGGGGAAGUUGAAAAUUGUACGCCGACGUCUCCUGCAGCAUUAUGAGCAUCAGCCGUUCAUCUCUUUGCUGGCAGGCCUCUACAGCUGUAGGUGGAAGCGGUACCAGCGCCAGAAGACUGAGCCUGGGCAGUGGUGCUGCCAAUGGAAGGAGAAUGUGUUCUUCUUCUUCCUGAUCAGUACGUUCUGCCUGGCUCUGGUCUUCUUGUAUUUCUGGGGAGAAGCAAAGAAUGACUACAAUGAUUUUGAUUGGUACACCUAUCGUAAUCUGGGUUACUGGUUCCUGUGGUCUGUACUGAUCCUGGCUGUGGUGGCUGUUUUGUUUACAUAUGUUGCAAUAUUAGUGGUUUUAGCAGUAUGUUUGUUGUCAGAAGGACAGCAACUCUAUCUACACUGGUGUCACAAGGCUGGGUCGCUGGUUGUUCUUGUGUUUUUUAUUGCCGCUCUUGCUGCCCUUUCUAAUUUAUGGGGUGAAGAAUGGUCCGCUGUUCGCCUUUCCUUCCAGGUGACGGCUCCGUACCUGCACAUUGGUUCCCUGGCAUGCAUGACCCUACUGUCCUGGCCAGUGGCCCUAUAUUUUGUCCGGAUGAAUAAAAUAAGCUCCCAGCUGAUUAUAGUGGGUCCGUAUCUCGCUGUGUUACUGUUUCUGUAUUUUAUCCCUCUUGGAAUGUACUCACCCUGCAUCAGAGAGGAAGGAACACUGGGAGCCAAACCUCUGCUGAUUGGGCACAGGGGGUCACCAAUACUGGCACCAGAAAACACCAAGAUGUCGUUUGAAAAAACGAUUGAGCACGAAGGAGACGGCCUGGAGACGGACGUCACGAUCAGCUAUGACGGGGUCCCGUUCCUCAUGCAUGACAGCACUUUGAAGAGAACAACAAACGUCCAAGAGGUUUAUCCCAACCUGACUAAGGCCAACGCCGCCAUGUUGCCCUGGGACCUGUUGGAGACUCUUAAUGCCGGGAAAUGGUUCACACAGAAACCACCGUUUUCCUCCAUGGAUCCUCUUUCUGAUGAGGACCAGCAGACCGCCAGGAACCAGUCCAUCCCUAAGCUGAGUGACUACCUGAAGCUUGCAGAACGUGCCAAUAAGACAGUGCUCUUUGACCUGUACCGCCCCCCGAAGGAUCACCCCUACAGGGAUUCCUGGAUUAAUCGCACGCUGGACGUUAUUAUCAAUGAGACUACUAUUGAUCCCAAGCUGGUCUUGUGGCUGGCGAGCGACAUGCGGCCCUUUGUACAGACGAUCGCUCCGGGGUUUCAGCAGACGCAAGGUUUUAAGGCAUCCGUGGAAGAACUGGUCAGCAAUCGCAUAGUGAAACUCAACUUGCCUUACAGCGAAAUGUCCCAGCGUGAUAUCAGAAUGUAUGCUGCUGCCAAUAUAACUACCAACUUUUAUGUGGUCAGCGAGCCUUGGCUGUACUCCCUGGCCUGGUGUGCCGGAGCCUAUUCAGUUACAACAAACACCGUAAGAACGCUCAAGAGGAUGGAAAAGCCCAUGUUCCUGCUGACUCCGGCUCAGUACAGUCUAAUGUGGAUUCUCACAGAUAUCAUUUCGGCCUUCCUGAUCGCUCUGAUUUUUGUUCUGCACUGGUGGAGAGAGCGGGGAUUUUCCUGCUGCCCAGAAAGUAAUGAGGUUGCUGAUGCCGGAUUCUACAAUACGUUCAAAACUGAGAUGGACAUGUCGGUGUCAGAGGAAAGUUAUGGAAGGAGUCUGCCUACCACCCCAAAUGCAAGAUCCAACGCUGACAACAUGAGCUCUGCAGAAAUUGCCUGAGAAGGCCAGUCCAUCCAUCUUUGUAUGGGGCCCCUUCAUGCCUCGUGUUAGGUGCCUGGGAAUGGAUAUGUAGCAUUGCAGCUGCUUCUUACACACAAAGGAGGAGGCCAACAUGAGACUGAACCAGUACCUGAGAUAUAAUGUGAAAUCCAGAUCAUUGUUCUGUGCAUAGGCCUUUCUUUAACGAAAAUGUAAAUUGAAGUGCCACACAACUGCUAAACGGUCACAAUACUACUUUGUUACAAUAAAAGUCAGGAGGGUAAUCAUGUAGAGUAGCCAACAUGUUCUGGGGGUCCAAAAAAUGCCGCUCUUCAUGAGGGCUUGAGAUCACAGACAAUGUGAAUGGCUGCCAAAACCAGCUGCA